AUGUCGUCUUCACCUCCACCGGCUUAUCCUGGUAACGAGAAAAGUAGCGACAUCACACUGAAGGAUAACACCAUCGUUGCUGAUAAGGUUCCUGUUGCCGACUUCACUAAUCCUACACCUGUAACAAGCAUUCCAUCUGUCAACUCAAACAUUGAAAUGAAUACAUUGCCUUCCACUGGAGCCAUACUUGGUGGAACUCUACCGUACGCAACUGCACCGAACACACCAAUUCCUAAGCGUGAUCAGGUGAACAUGCCAAGCUCAGCCCAGUCAGCACCAGCACUCAAUAAUAUUGGUGGAGGCCAAUCCGCUGGUGGAACACAAUGUAUGACAUCACCACAAGCGAUGCCUAUGACUUACACUGCUCCCAUGGUCAUGCCUGGAAUGGCGACUUACUCUGGCCCAAUGCCAGUGCAUCCAAUGUUUGCCCAGUCAGCAGCGAUGGGACUAGCUCCACCACUACAACCUCAAGCGAUGGGCACAAAUCCCAAUCAGAACGGUACGAAACGAUUACAAUAUAUGCAGUUAUAG
Molecule: messenger RNA, 531 nt
Organism: Haemonchus placei
Lineage: Eukaryota; Metazoa; Nematoda; Chromadorea; Rhabditida; Trichostrongylidae
Source: the annotation of a GenBank genome assembly